This is a messenger RNA of Colletotrichum chrysophilum, 1083 nucleotides long. RefSeq lists its product as uncharacterized. The transcript has 6 exons. The record is from RefSeq and is a predicted model, not a curated record. NCBI's taxonomy places the organism in Eukaryota, Fungi, Ascomycota, Sordariomycetes, Glomerellales, Glomerellaceae. Bases 1 to 1083 code for a protein of 360 amino acids.
AUGCGCCCUUUCCUCAACAUCUCGAGGACACUAUGCGGCCUGCCCGAGGCAGACCAUCGCAACGAGGCGAAGGUGACGAGUCUCGCCAUGUUCGGCGUCGCGACCGUCUUCUUCGCAUGCCGGCUUGCCGUCAAGGUCCUCCGGUUCUCUUCAUGGGGAUUCGAUGAUAGUUUGAUGGUCAUCGCAUAUGCCUUCUUGAUCCCAUUCAUAGUAUUGAUCCAAUACAUGAUUCCUCAGGGACUUGGUCUCGACAUCUGGGCCCUCAACGAAAACCAAAUCACUUCUUUUCUAAGGCUUCUUCUGGCCGUACAAACUCAUUACAUUUUCAUUCUGGCAAUCAUCAAAGCCUCCAUUCUCUACUUUUUCCUUAGAAUCUUCCCGGACAAGUGGUUCAGGAGGGCUGUCUGGGUGACACUGGCCUACGAUCUCUUCGUCGGCUUCAUCUUUAUCGUCCUCAGUUUCGUCCAGAGACAGCCUACAUGGCUCAUCUGGGAGGGCUGGCGCGACAAGGAUCCCCGCGGUGUCGUCCUCGAUCUCAACAAACUGGGUCUGGCCCACGGCGGCAUGAACAUUGCGCUUGACGUGUGGAUGCUCGUACUGCCCCUGACACAGCUUUACAAGUUGAACCUCAAACUGAGAAAGAAGCUUGGCAUCAUGGCCAUGUUCUGCGUUGGCAUCUUUCUCACUGUCGUCAGCAUCAUUCGUGUCAACAGCUUGGUGUACUUCGCGACGUCAUCCAACGCCACUGCUGACGCGCGCGGAACUAUCAUCUGGUCCUGCAUCGAGCUGUGCACUGGAGUAGUCGUCUCCUGCAUGCCUAACGCACGACAGCUCUUGCGAGAGGGCACUCGCCAGUUCAGAGAUGUCACCACCAACCUGACAGGCAGAUCUGGAACAGGCGACUCGUCACGUCGCAGAUCUCACAGAGUGCUCCAGGAUCGAUCACUCGAGUUGCGAGUUGCAGUCAACUCGCCUAGUGCUACGACGGCAUUGGCUGACAAGAGCGUAUGCAGCAGCGCGACCACGCCAAACACAAGUCAUGCUGCCUCAAGUUUUGCAAGCGAGACAGAUUUCAAGGUGUAA